Molecule: messenger RNA, 3576 nt
Organism: Colletotrichum orchidophilum
Lineage: Eukaryota; Fungi; Ascomycota; Sordariomycetes; Glomerellales; Glomerellaceae
Exons: 3
Biological process (GO): retrograde transport, endosome to Golgi; Golgi to vacuole transport
Cellular component (GO): GARP complex
Molecular function (GO): syntaxin binding
Source: RefSeq, a predicted model, not a curated record
CCUGGCUACGUGGCCGUCGACCUAUCCAUUUGUCGGCUUCCCCUGCGACACUCAGCAAACGAUCGAGAUUCCGACUCAGCGUCGAGCAGCUCGCGUUCCAAGCCAUUGCUUGACACCAUGUAUUCCUCCUCACCAGGCGCCCGCAAGUCCAUGGACACUAUAUCGUCCAUGUCCCCUCCGGCCACGCGCACCGAGUUUCCGUUCCACAAGUUGGUUACCUUGCCCAACCCCUUGUUGGCCACGAUUGCGCUAACAGCAGCAAGACAAGGACAGGCUCACACUUACUAUACCGCGAGAAGAGGCUCAACUGCGAGCUCUAUACACUCAAUCGGGGGGUCUCUCGACACUUCAUCCACAAGCUGGACAAACGCAGUGCUGGAAUCUGGUCAAAACGCCAUUUCAACCUUGCUGCAGCCGCCCAUCGUUCGGACGGGUCUACAGCCUCAUACCUCUGCGCCUGCGUCUAGCGCGCAUAAACCUCCUACCUUUCGCGAUAUUCCCCCCGUUACUCUGACAAACAUUCCGCACAUCGAUCCGGCCGAGUUUAAGCCGUACCUGUCGCAAGUUGGCGCCCUCUACGAACAGCUUCGGCGAGUCAAAGAGCAAGAUGAUGACCGGCCUGGCUCUUCAGGCCGUCGAUCGAGCAAACACGACGAGUUUGGGGACUCCAUCGACGAGAGCCAUCUUAAGCCCGCGGGUCGGCAGCCUGCGAGGCGGAAAUCUUCCAUUGCAUCAAUAACGUCGAUCUCCUCUCUCGAAGGUCCAGGACUUUUGCGACGAUCUAGUUCAGGCUAUAGCAGAAAGGGCGCACAUGGUCCGCCUCCGUUAUCAACGAUACCCAAUGUAUACUUUGAUGACGGCUUCCAUUUGGAAAACCCGAGGACCUUCGAUGUUGUCAGUGAACGAUCAGAGGUUGUGCCACCCGCACCAGGAAGCGUAGACAAUAAAAAUGACGGCAACGGCAAUAUUGUGGCUCCGCGGAAGGCGCUGGCUACCAACGCCAUUCUACAGGAGAAACUCUCCUGGUACAUGGAUACCAUCGAGGUUCAUUUGAUUAAUUCUAUAUCAACAGCGUCGACGACCUUUUUCACUGCACUUGGCUCUUUGCGGGAACUACAUUCGGAGGCCGCGGAGUCGGUAGAUCGGAUCAAGGCACUUCGGAAGGAACUCGAAGCGCUGGACGAGGAGAUCGCCACCAAAGGGUUGAACAUUGUUCAGAAGCGCCGGAGGAGAGAAAACGUGCAGGCUCUCAAUGACGCGGUUCUUCAACUGAAACAUAUCGUUGAGGGUGUUGCAUCGUGCGAGGCGCUAGUGAAUGCUGGCGAGGUCGACAAGGCUUUGAUUAAUAUUGACACACUCGACCUGCUGAUAGCUGGUGAGCAUGACGAGUCGCCCGAGGCUGAACCUGCAAUACUUCCACUGGCACGGAUGAGGGAUCUGAGAGGAGCAACGGCUCUGCAAAGCGUCAACGACGACCUGCAACAGCUACGGAUCCGAAUCGGAAAAGCCUACGAGUCCAAGUUCCAGAGCUUGUUGCUGGCUGAUCUGCGGAGGCAUGUCGAGUCCGUCCAGAGCCGGGAAGUUCUCCUCCGUUGGGGCAGCUCAUCACUGCGGGCAAGGGGAGGCGCGUCCAGAGAGUCUGCCGGCCCUCCGGCUUAUCUUGCCUCAACACAAGAGCUGCGCAAAGCAAUCAUGCCAAAUCUUCAUGGUCUGCACAGGGCUCACCACAUAUCCGCUGCAAUUGCAGCUUAUCGGGAAGUUGUUCUACGUGAGAUCAAAAACCUCAUCAGGAGACCGCUGCCCAGCUCCAAUGAUGAAGACAAUGAGUCGAUGAUGUCUGCCUCGACCAUGAGCGGCGGAAAACAUCUCUCGAAUCAGGAGAAGUCGUCAAUUUUGUCAAGGAACCUCAGAGCACUGGACCCCAAGGAUGCCGAGGACUUACUGAAAACGAUAUACAUUGGCGUAACCGAAACCCUUCGCCGGUUAACUACCCAGGUCAAGGUGCUUCUCGAUAUUGCAAGUUGUCUUACGGAGGAAGCAACCGCUGCCGGUCUGAAGUCGCCGCCUAUUCGCUCCCCGCUCGCUAGUCCAACGCCGUUCGACCGGGAGUUUCCUCGAUUCGAUGAGUCUCCCAGCUUCGAGGUCCAAGAAGAGAUUCACAAGGCAAUGGACAUUGGCAAUAUGGUUGGACAAGCCGUUGAUGUUGCGCAAGAUAAGAUUGUCAGGGUGUUGAAAGUUCGAUCGGAGCAGAGCACCCACCUGAGCCUGUCCUGGUUUCUUCGCUAUUUCACCCUCAACCUGUUCUUCGCCAACGAAUGUGAAGCGAUUGCAGGACGCAGCGGCACGGCACUCAAGACCUUGGUCAAUGGUCAUAUCAAGGAAUUCGUGCAGCAACACGGCGACGCCGAGAAACAGAAGCUUGCUCAAGGCAUGGAAUCCGAUCAGUGGAGCGCAAAGGAUUUUGACGAGAAGAACAAAGCUCUCCUGGAUCAAAUCCUUGAAAGCAGUACCAAGGAUGCUGCGGCAUGGUCUGAGGGAACGAAGAUCUGGGAGGAGAAUCCUGACGACGUUGUGUCGAAUGGAAGCGCAGCGCCGCCUCCCGAGACGAACGGCACCAGUGGGAAAGAAAAGGCGCGUGUUGCAGAGAUUGAGAGCGAAACAUUCUUGCUCCCCAACUCUGCCAUACUGGGUCUCGAGGGUGUCUCGCACUUCAUGCACCUCAUCGGCAGCAUUCCGUCCAUGGCCAGCGACGUCGCCAGUUCCCUGAUUACCUAUCUGCAGCUUUUCAACUCCCGCUGUACCCAACUCAUCCUCGGUGCAGGCGCUACUCGAUCUGCCGGUCUCAAGAACAUCACGACCAGGCACUUGGCAUUGGCGUCCCAGGCUCUGUCGUUCAUUGCGACCUUGAUACCCCACAUUCGGGAGUUUGUGCGGCGGCACGCCGGCUCUGGAGCCGGUGUUUCUAGUUUGAUGGGAGAAUUCGACAAGGUUAGGCGCCUGUUCCAAGAACAUCAGAAUAGUAUAUACGACAAGCUGGUUGAGAUCAUGAGCGGUCGCGCGUCGCAGCAUUCAAAAGCUAUGAGGACGAUUGACUGGGAUCACGACGGAAGCCAGUCGACGCAUCCGUACAUGGAGACAUUGGCAAAGGAAACCACGACUCUGCACCGCGUGUUGACCAAGCACCUACCCGAAACCUCGGUACAAGUAAUCAUGGGACCAGUCUUUGCAAGCUACAAGGAUCAGUUUGGCAAGGUCUUUCAGAUUGCGGACCCGAAGACGGUCAUUGGUCGCGAUAGCAUGCUUCGAGACGUGGAUUUCUUCACAACAAAGCUGGGCAAGCUUGACGGGUUCGGGGAUGCGGGCGACUACUUGAAGAGCGUCAUCAAUGCCAAGGAAAUCAAGAGCGCCGUCGCGUCUCCGCCGUCCGAGACGCAGGCGGCGGACGGAGGAUCGGAGACGACUGCGUCGGCCAGGAACUCGACUGCCGAGCCGGAGAGCAGGCAGAGCGCCGAGGCGUCGGGCAAGACGGAGUCGCCGCCCCCCGGGGUUGACGAGGAGACUAAGCAGGCACCAUAA